AUGGGUGGGUUGGUUUGUGGAAAAUGGGAGAGGAAAUGCCAUGUUAAGGCCGUCGGGCAUACCGGUUUGACCACCGGGCCACCGGAGGAAAUUGGAUCUCACCACUAUAAGGUCGUUGGCUUUGAUAGAUCAAUCGAAUCAAGAUUUUCACAAGAAGCACAACUGUGGCCGUUUUGGGUUCUUGAUGUGAUCGAAUUUUGCCGUUGCUACUUGCUAGUGGCCCUACCAACAAUCGUCUCGCAGCGCAGAUCUGAUCAGCUGUUUGAUAUUCAAGCUGCUAUCUGUGAUAUUAUCCUUUCAUCUUCAUCUAGUGAAGAUAAUAUGGUUUGA
Messenger RNA from Dovyalis caffra, 330 nucleotides. NCBI's taxonomy places the organism in Eukaryota, Viridiplantae, Streptophyta, Magnoliopsida, Malpighiales, Salicaceae. The record is from the annotation of a GenBank genome assembly.